Messenger RNA from Drosophila eugracilis, 931 nucleotides. RefSeq lists its product as uncharacterized. Lineage: Eukaryota; Metazoa; Arthropoda; Insecta; Diptera; Drosophilidae. The record is from RefSeq and is a predicted model, not a curated record. The transcript is spliced from 4 exons. The coding region runs from base 34 to 900 and encodes 288 amino acids.
ACGUAUUUCAAAUCCCGACAGUGAAAAACUUUUAUGUUCUCCAGCCGCAGGACAUUGAAGCGGAGGACUCCUGCUCAGGGCAUAGACCGCCGGGAGUACAUUGGUCACCUGGUCGAUGAGUAUUACACAACGACAAACAUCGAGGCCCAGGAGCAGGUGACUGCGAAUUUGGCCAACUUUGCCUACGAUCCGAUCAACUGGCCACACCUACUGGAGGCCGAAGCCCUUGAUGUGUUCCAGGCAUCGCUAGAGUCCCAAAAUCAGCAACUGAAAUUACACGCAAUUGCUGCAUUGUGUAAUCUUUGUUUGGACAAAGCCGCUUCCAAAUUUAUCAGGGAGCAGUUAAAACUCAUCACUGACCUUUUUGUCCGAACAGAUCAUCCAGAAACAUUGCUCCACAGUCUAGCACUCUUCUACCAACUACUGGAAUCCGGUGAGGCUGGCAGAGACGUACUGCUGAGUCCUUCGGUUCUUAAAACUGUGCAGGAGUGGCGGGUGAAAGCUCAAGAUAAGCGCAUUCUGAGCAGCCGAGCACUUCAGCAAGUGCAAGUAGUUAAGCGGUUUUCUCAAAGUGAUUUGGAGCAGUUUGCCCAGUUCACUGGCGAUCACAAUUACAUUCACAGCCUAGAAACACCUGUUGAGGAGCGACGCGUGCAUGGAGCCCUGCUAAAUGCGGUGGUAGCUGGAAUUAUGGGAACUCAGUUACCGGGACCCGGGACCGUGGUUCUUGAGCAGAGCUUCAAGUUUAUUAAACCCUGUCGAAUUGAGACAGAUACCCUGGUUACUGUGCGCCUACUUCAGAGUCGGAAAAUCUCCACCGUGGAGUACGAUAUACAGCAAAACGACGAGGUGGUUUUUCAAGGCAGUGCCAAGUUGCUGACUCGCAGCAGAACAGAAUAGAUUUUUUUAAAUAAAGUUGUGUUUUUGUUUA